This is a messenger RNA of Teleopsis dalmanni, 1653 nucleotides long. RefSeq names its product probable ribosome production factor 1. Bases 88 to 1593 code for a protein of 501 amino acids. The record is from RefSeq and is a predicted model, not a curated record. Gene Ontology annotation, molecular function: rRNA primary transcript binding. NCBI's taxonomy places the organism in Eukaryota, Metazoa, Arthropoda, Insecta, Diptera, Diopsidae. Gene Ontology annotation, biological process: maturation of LSU-rRNA; maturation of 5.8S rRNA. The transcript has a single exon. Gene Ontology annotation, cellular component: nucleolus; preribosome, large subunit precursor.
UAAAAACAUCAACACGUGCGGUUUUAGUUUUGCUUGCGCUCUGCGGAAGAGUUUUUAAGUUGAGUAGAUUAGAAAAUUGUUGAAGGUAUGAAAGCGAAAAAUAAAAACCCUGUUAAGGGUUCAGAUAGUGAUUCUGUAUAUGAGGACGCAGAGGAGUAUGAUGAAGCUAAGAAUGAUUCCGAUUCUAGCUAUACCGAUGCAGAGGAGUAUCCAAAAGAAUCGAAUAACAAGUCAGAGCAAAAAAAGCGCAAAGCAGAACCGAAUUCCAGCAAACAAAGUAUUAAAUCAAGCAAAAGAGAAGCCGUUGAAGAAGCCAAUAGUAGCGAUAAUAGUGAUGAUGAAAUAGAGGAAGAUCAAGUAGCAUCUAACAAAGACCAGAAAACUAAAACAAAAACUUAUAAGAGCAUGCAAGCAGCACUUAGUGAAUCGGGUGACGACAGUGAUUCAGAGCAGGACGACAUGGAAGCAAAUGAAGUCGAUAAUGCUGGAGAUGAUGUCGAUAGUGAUGCAGAUGACGUCGAUAGUGAUGAAAGUGACAGCGAUUUAGAUACCGACGACAAACCAAAAAAGCAACGAAAACUUCUGCAAACAGCUAAAAUAAAUGUGCAAGGUACCCAAGACGAUAGUGAGAUUGAUGAUGACGAUGAUGAUGAAAAUGAUGAAACUGAUAAGCCACCUCAAGUCCGCAUGCCAGUUGUAAAUCCUUUGAGUUUAAUGCGUAAUAAAGAUUUGCGGAUGGCUUUAUAUCGUAAAAUGAAGAAAGAGAAACAUAAAAAGAAAAUGCAAGAGCGCCGUGCACGACGUAAAGCUGGUUUACCUGCAAAUCCAGGACACACUAUUGAAAGCUUACGUGAAAAGGAUCAAACUCAGAUUACCGAGUUGGCCGAAUCUGACAAUGAGGAAUUACGCAAAGAGCUUGAACUUGACGACUUUAGUUCGUAUUACGAAGGCACUUAUGAGCCAAAAGUAUUGAUUACAUUUGCUGACAAUCCUGUGACAAAAACGCGUAAAUUUGGCUUGGAAUUAUCACGCAUAUUCCCAAAUGCUUUAGUAAAGGUGCGGAAUCGAUCUUCGGUGAAGAACAUUUGCAAAAGCGCUACACGUGAAGCGUAUACCGAUGUUGUUAUUAUUAAUGAAGAUAGACGCAAGCCCAAUGGUCUUUUGGUAAUACAUCUACCCAACGGUCCUACAGCACACUUUAAACUGUCAAAUGUUAAAUUAACGAGUGACAUCAAACGUAAUCAUAAGGAGAUCACCAAACAUAGACCCGAAGUUAUACUCAACAAUUUCACUACUCGUCUAGGUUUAUCGGUUGGCCGGAUGUUGGGUGCCUUAUUUCAUCAUGAUCCCGAAUUUAAAGGUCGUCGUGCUGUCACUUUUCACAAUCAACGCGAUUACAUAUUCUUCAGACACCAUCGCUACGAGUUCUCAAAAGAAGGUAAACGCGUUAAGCUUCGCGAAUUGGGACCACGUUUCACACUGAAAUUACGUUCGAUGCAGGAGGGCACGUUUGAUAGUAAGACAGGUGAUUACACGUGGAUUAUAACAAACAAACGGCACGCUAUGGAAUCCAGACGUCGUUUCUUUUUAUAAUUACAGAUUGUUAUUACAGAUUGUUUUAUAAUAAAAUUAACUUUAUUUAAGUAUUCGCUA